This is a messenger RNA of Trypanosoma grayi, 1569 nucleotides long. RefSeq lists its product as hypothetical. The record is from RefSeq and is a predicted model, not a curated record. Bases 1 to 1569 code for a protein of 522 amino acids. The transcript has a single exon. Lineage: Eukaryota; Euglenozoa; Kinetoplastea; Trypanosomatida; Trypanosomatidae.
AUGAUUCAGAGCAUCUUCUCGGUGGCCAAAACGAUGCUGGAAAAGGAAGAUAAGAGCAAAAAGGGGAACACCACGGCGCCAACCGACAGCAGCAACGACAACGCCGCACCACGCCCCACUGUGCAGGGCGGGGAGGGGCGCGCACCCUCACCAGCAAACCCGGCCAGCAACGAGCAGCACCGAGAAGAACCGCAAGAACCGGGGCAACGAGAAGAAGAAGGAGGGAGGCAGCAACAACAAGAUAAUAGUUGCAAAGAAGAAAACGGGACCGCUGCGGUCGAAGCGCAGGAAGAAAAAACCGAGACAAAGCGAGAAGAGACGAAAACGUCGGAGGAUGCUGUGCCGCCUGUCACAGAUGAACGUUCCAUAGCGCAGGUGCUGGCAGUAGUCGAUGGUACUGAACCAACGCAGCGCUUCCAGGCGCAGGAGCAACAGCCGUCAUGCACACCCGACAUGCCACCUGCGGAGGUAGCGGUGUCUUCAGCCGUUGAAGCGAACGCGUCCAACAACAGCGCGGUGGACCCCAGUAAUUCCAAGCAGCAGCAGAGUGAAGAGGAGCUGGAGUCACAGAAGCAUGAGUCGCACCAACAGCAGCAUGCUGCGGUUCCUGUGAUGCCGCACCAUGUCUUCUCCGAGGAGGAGGUCGCCGCGUUGAUGGAGAAGCGGCGGCUGCGCGAGCAGGCCCUGCAGGAGGAACAGCGGCAAGCGGCAUCUAAGCGCAGCUCCGUUGCGUCCGCGUCCUCUACGCGGCGGAGCCUCGGUGACGCAUCGGGGUGGCGCAACACCUCCGUGGACGCAAACGCGGCGAGGGUAUCGCUGCCACCGUUCUAUGCUGCGGCAGCAGCGCCGGGCAGCGCCCCCCUCGCGCAUCCGCUGGCACACCAACCUCUUUACCCGCGCGCCUCACUGGCGUCGCCGGCCGCUGACGUGCCGCUGCCGCCGCCACCGCCGUACCCGCACAUUAUCGCAGCAGAUGACAACGCGGCGCUCAAAAGCAGGCCACACACACAGCAGCCACAGCCGCAGGCAGUUUGUGGGCCGUGGGGAUUUCAACCGCAGUUCAUGGGAUUUCCCCAUGUGUAUGGUGCUCCAGCCGCAUUUGACCCGGCUUCGAUGCUGCUCAAUGCGCAGCAGCAGCAGCAGCAGCCUGGCGUCAGCGACCCUAGUGCCUCGAUCCUUGCCCCGCCGCCGGUGCAGCCGAAUGGAAUGGGGAUGAGCAUGCAGGAGCUCGGAGUCCUCGCGCGACUUAUCGUGCUUGCCCAGAACAAUCCGCAGCAACAACAACAGCAGCAGAAUUUCUUCCCCCCGCAACUGCCGCUUCCGCAGCAGCAGCAGCAGCAGCAAUACUAUUACUAUUACCCCCAGCGUGGAAGACAGGAGAACGUGACGCAUUUUGUGAAUCCCUUGAACCAACAGCCGGUGGCAACGCAUAUCAAGGUGGAUCCACUUGCUUCCAGCAGUAAUCUGCAGGAUAGUGCUCCCCCAACCAAUGUUGUGCCGAUGUUAGAAAAGGAUGUGAAGCUGGUGGCGGCGCCGGUGACGGAGCACCAGAACAGCACGCAGGUUUAA